Molecule: messenger RNA, 1374 nt
Organism: Cynara cardunculus var. scolymus (artichoke)
Lineage: Eukaryota; Viridiplantae; Streptophyta; Magnoliopsida; Asterales; Asteraceae
Product: succinate--CoA ligase [ADP-forming] subunit alpha-1, mitochondrial
Exons: 7
Coding region: 112-1128 (338 amino acids)
Biological process (GO): tricarboxylic acid cycle
Cellular component (GO): mitochondrion; succinate-CoA ligase complex (ADP-forming)
Molecular function (GO): succinate-CoA ligase (GDP-forming) activity; succinate-CoA ligase (ADP-forming) activity
Source: RefSeq, a predicted model, not a curated record
ACCGACCCGACCCGGGCGAAACUUAUUUCCCAACUUGUGCCCUCGCUGCUGCUUCAUUGUCGUCUCUCUGCGUGAAGUCUCUGCCGACGAAGAUUUGGAGUUGCAGCCAAGAUGUCUCGACAAGCCACUCGAUUCAUCGCAAACCUCUCCUCAAAACUCACAUCUGGUACGUCAGCAUCAUCAUCGUCUUCGAAUUCGAUUUAUCAAUCGCGUUCUUUCGCCACAGCUCCUCCACCUCCGGCAGUCUUCGUCGACAAGAACACCCGCGUCAUUUGUCAAGGAAUCACUGGAAAAAAUGGCACCUUUCAUACCGAGCAAGCCAUUGAAUACGGAACUAAGAUGGUUGGUGGAGUUACCCCAAAGAAGGGUGGAACAGAGCAUUUGGGGCUCCCUGUUUUCAACACAGUCGCAGAUGCAAAAGCUGAAACCAAGGCUAAUGCUUCUGUAAUAUAUGUACCACCACCGUUUGCUGCAGCAGCAAUCAUGGAGGCAAUGGACGCUGAACUGGAUUUAGUUGUUUGCAUUACAGAAGGAAUACCACAACAUGACAUGGUUCGUGUGAAGUCUGCUCUUAAGCAGCAGUCAAAAACUCGGUUAAUUGGUCCCAACUGCCCUGGUAUCAUUAAGCCAGGCGAAUGCAAGAUUGGCAUUAUGCCUGGGUACAUUCACAAACCAGGACGCAUUGGUAUUGUAUCUCGAUCUGGCACGCUAACUUAUGAAGCGGUUUACCAAACCACUGCUGUUGGCCUAGGCCAAUCCACCUGUGUAGGCAUCGGUGGGGAUCCUUUUAACGGGACCAACUUUGUUGACUGCAUGACAAAAUUCAUUGCUGAUCCCCAGACAGAAGGUAUCAUUCUGAUUGGUGAGAUUGGUGGUACUGCAGAAGAAGAUGCUGCUGCCCUCAUAAAGGAAAGUGGGACUGAUAAGCCUAUUGUUGCCUUUAUUGCUGGACUUACUGCUCCACCUGGUCGACGUAUGGGUCAUGCUGGAGCCAUAGUAUCAGGCGGAAAGGGUACGGCUCAAGACAAAAUCCGGACCCUGAGGGAAGCUGGUGUGACGGUUGUUGAAUCACCAGCAAAGAUCGGAGCUGCUAUGCUUGAAGUCUUCAAACAGAGGGGUCUUGUAUGAUUCCACGGUCAUGCAUCGGAACCCAUUUUUAGUUGAUAAUAACAACGAUAAACAGCCAGGCAAAGUUUAAGUGAUUAUGGUUGCAAUUUUUACCUUGAGUUCAUUCGUAUCAAUCCUUUCUUUCCCCAAUGAAGCCAAGUGUGAUGGCAUUGUUUCUUUAGUUUUUGCAAAUUCAAAAAUACAGGGAUUUUGACAAACUUGAUUAUGAUUGAUCAAGUUGAAUGGAAUGGAAACUUUUUGUGCCUA